This is a messenger RNA of Ixodes scapularis (black-legged tick), 4338 nucleotides long. Its product is annotated as gastrula zinc finger protein XlCGF71.1. Gene Ontology annotation, biological process: regulation of DNA-templated transcription. The coding region runs from base 701 to 1462 and encodes 253 amino acids. The transcript is spliced from 6 exons. The record is from RefSeq and is a predicted model, not a curated record. Gene Ontology annotation, molecular function: RNA polymerase II cis-regulatory region sequence-specific DNA binding; DNA-binding transcription factor activity, RNA polymerase II-specific. NCBI's taxonomy places the organism in Eukaryota, Metazoa, Arthropoda, Arachnida, Ixodida, Ixodidae.
CGGCGACUGUUCUCGACUUGCUUGACUCGAUGCUCUCGCACCCGGUGCACCCGUCUUGAUUCUGUUUCAAAGUGGUGAAGUUUCUUCAAACAAAAUGUGUUCCGUGGACGAACGUGCUUUCUUAUCUCAUCGUCAGAUCCAAGGAGGCCAAAAACUAGACAGCCCCUGCUGGAGAGGACCUCGGCAGAAUAUGGUGGCCAUUGGAGAUUAGUAUACAAGACUGGCGACUUGCACAUGAUGUGGAUUAACUUUAUAGCAUGGUGAAAUUCUUUGGGAAUGUGGGUAUUUGUGGAGUUGUGGGCCUAGCUUUUUUUAAAGAGUGUAUAUUAACAAUUGAGCUUUUUCUUGUUCAGGCGACUGCAGUUCUGAUGGAUUUCUUCAUGAUGCUUCCAUUGAGAAUGAAACGGCCUGCAAAGCAGAGCCAGACGACGCAGAGUGGUGUGAGGAGGAAGCGGGGGAGGCGGGGCCCCCCCUGCGGUGCCCCCUGUGCCCCUUCGAGACGCGGGUGCGGGAGAGCCUGUCGCGCCACCGGCGGCUGCACGCCCGGCGGCCCCUGUCGUGCCCGCACUGUGACGCCCACUACCUGGACCAGACAUCGCUGGCGCGGCACCUGCUGGGUCACCAGGGGGGCAAGGGGGCCCUGCUGGCCUGCCCCGAGUGCGGCACCCACUUCACCCGCAGGGACACCCUCGAGCAGCACAUGAGCAUGCACGCCCAGAGGGACAAGCCCUUCAAGUGCUCCCUAUGCACUGAGUCCUUCCUCACGUACAAGGAGAUGCAGGCCCACAAGGCGAGUCACGGGCGCAAGCCCCCGCACGUGUGCGAGGUGUGCGGCAGGGGCUACCUGCAGCUGUCCACCCUGGCAGAGCACCGCUUCAGCCACGAGGAGGAACGCCGCUUCCAGUGCGGCCUGUGCAACAAGCGCUUCUUCUCCUCCCUGGCCCUCAAGCGCCACAACCGGGUGCACACUGGCGAGCGGCCCUUCCGCUGCCUCACCUGCGGCCUCAGCUUCGCCAUUAGGGCCCACCUGCUGUCGCACAAGCGCACGCACACGGGGGAGAGGCCGUUCAGCUGCCCAUCCCAGACGUGCCCCCAGGCAUUCAGCACUUCCUCCGCAGCCAAGAGGCAUUUCCUCAACAUCCACUCCAAGAAUGUUGGCGGCAAGCAAGGUCGGGGGCCCGAAGAGGAAGCCGCGGAAGAAAGCAGCCGCCCGGAAGGACCAGAAACGGAGAACGUUCCGUUUGUGUGCGAGCAGUGCGGAGCGAGCUUCCGCACGCGAGCGGGGCUGAGCGGCCAUGUGCGUGCACAUGUGACCUCGCGCCCUUACUCUUGCCCAGCAUGCCCCCGGGCCUUCACCAGCUCGGGUGCUGCUGCGAGGCACCACCGAAGGGUGCACGGAGUGCCUGAAGCUGACGUAGAGCCCGCCACCCUGCACCGACGCUCCGAGGACUCCGAGGGUUAGGUCUUUGCACGCCAGAGUCGCCGACGGGGCGGGAGCAAUGGGGCGUUCCUUCCCGAGCCCAGCCUCCGGCACACGCUCAUUGCCCUCCGUCGCGCUCACAUUCGAAGCUCGCGAGAUGUCAAAGCGUCGUCGAAGUCGGGACACUCGCUCUGGAGGCGGGACGAUUAAGGGGCUUCCGUGCUGUUCUUGCCCUGUCGGCGGCUAUGCGGGGGCGUGCGAAACGAGGGCGGUUCAAUUGUAUCCAGCGUGGGCGGCUCAUUAUCGACGUCUCGUCCAGUUCGGCGAGCGUGGAACCGAGUGAUUUGCGUGGCGAACGUAGAGGAAGUUUGCAUUCGUCUCGUGCAUUCCUUGCAGAACCUAUUUCGAAUGGAGCUUUCCGAUUUCGCAACCUGUGAGACGUCUGCGGCGCCUGCGGGCGGUUGCAGACUUUUCCCGGUUAACUUUAGGCGACUCGCGUUAAAAAAGCAUUUUUCGGUGAAAUGUGGCGGUGCUCUUGCUUGGCAGCGCCAUUUUAUAUAGACUCUUGGAUGACCUAGGGAUGAAAUAACGGAGCACCUAGCUGGAGGCACUGCCAGUUGCGACACGCAGAUUUAAGUAGGAGCGAGCUGUAGUGCGUGCUCGGGAAUUCUGUAGCUAGCACCACUACUGCCGUGCUGCUAUACUCGUUUUCACCUCGGGAAAAAAAGAAAUUAAGUUUUGCGCCUUGUUCAUAAGCCGCAUGAAGUAGUUCUUACAGGAUUUGGUUGUCAAAGGAAGAAGCGAUGCUUUUGGGAUUUGAAACGUGUUUGCGUAUGAAAACAUAUAUAUUCUCUAAAUUGCAUCUACAUAUACCUUAAUUAUCUACAUAAAGGGGAAAUUUAGUUAUGCACCGUCAGGAGCCAGUCUUUUUUUGCUAUGGUUCUUGAGGCGAAAACGAGUACAGCUGGUUCUUGUGCCGGAUACUUUAGGUGUGCCGUGGCGUAAAGUUUGGCACUUCACUUUUGUACAUUCUCACCGUCUUCACACUACAUUUCGACAUCAAAGAAGCAGUUGAAACUUAGCCUUCACAUUCACAAAGGUGUAAUUUGGAGCAUUUUCUUAACCUGCAUCGUGUUCACAGUCAAGUGCUGUGCCACGUUACAUGCAUGUACAGGGUGUCAAAAACAAAUUUACACGGUUCUUUUACCGCAAAAAUAAACUAGGCAUCGCCGAACGGUCAUUCUCCGCAUAAAAGUAGUGCUAGAGGUCACAACCAGAUGCCAAAGUUUCAUCCUGAACAAACGCGCCUUAUUGAAAAGUUAUGAUUUUCUAAAAUAUCAAUGGGAAAAUGGAGCAAAUUUUUGCCCGUUUUCGGUUUCUGGUGCUAUUAGGGAGGAAAUCGAGGAGUGGCGCUCCCUAGCGGCCACCUCGGGAACUAACACUGUGUGGCAAACAAACCCUCCGACGGCAGUCAUUAGUGCAUUCGCUGCCAUGGAAGAGGACGACGCAAGACACCUGAAAGAUAUGUAAUGCUGUUUUUCUUUCCUAAGCGCAUCUAGACAGAAGUAAUCCAGUCCUUUCUUGCGUUCAAUGUCAUCGAAGUCCUCUUGGAAGGCAAAACAAGCGCAUGUAUGUCACGCUCGUGCAUGCCGGGCCAGCUGCGACUUCUCGGCCACGCGCGCUGGAUCGUCCGUGUCUUUCUGAACGAUUCACAAAACACAAACUUCACUUUUCAGUUACCCUGUCUCUCGCGACAACUAUAGAUGACAGCGGCGAAAGCAAGCGGUGUCUCUUUGAAUGAGAGGACAUGCUCAACUGCGAUCAUGUCAUCGAGUGCAGCAGAGCAGACGGCGGAUAGUGUCUGCAUCGUCGCGUAUGUGCUGCAGUCCUCCGCGUGGCAUAUAUUCGGUUCAAAAGGAUGCAUGGAGCACUGUGGUACGCAUCGAGUGCGCACCAUAUUGCUACACAGAAAUAUGCCGGGAGCACGGAAGCGAUGCGGCGUACCGCUAGUCGAAUGCUGGCGUCGGAGUUGCUUGCCACACAGCGAUUGUUUGUGGUGAUGAUGAUAAUGAAACUGCACCCUCUAUAGUUCGAUCUCCUCGCCAAUAGAGCCCCAUGUAUUCGAAAACUCUAUCGGCUGCCAUUUUCCCAUUGAAAUUUUCAGAAAAUCACUUAUCACUUUUGAAUAAGGUGUCCGUUCGGACUGAAACAUUGGCAUCUAGUUGCCACCUCUAGCGCAACCUUUGGGCGGAGAAUGAGUGUUCGGCGAUGCCUAGUUUAUUUUUGCUGUAAAAAAAAACCCUGUAAAUCUUUUGUGACACCCUGUAUAUUGGUGCAGAUCCGCAUUUUUUUCCGUACAAACUUGCUGCACAGAUUAUGGAUGUUGGUGGCAGCGCCGCCUACACUUGGUCAACUUGAUGACGGUUCACCAAUGCAGGGCCUCGCACCGAAAGUACCUACUAUACUAUGUGUUGCAUGAAAGCUCCCUAUAUAAAAAAGUUCCUUUUUUUUUUUUUUUAGCAGGGUGAAAUUUAAGUGAGGUCUUGUAAGGAAUGCCCUUUUUAGCAGUGUAGUUGAUGUGCAGCACUGAACAAACGACAACAUUAACCAAAUGUAAUAAAGUGGAAUGUAAUUGCUUUUACUUCACCCCACCUUUUUUUCCCCCCACACUCGAGUGAUAGCAUUGCUGACUUGUGUUUGCCAGGUGAGGGGAAACAAGCUUGUAUGGCACUGAAAAAUACCAAAGCAAUCUUAAGAUCUGGCUGUGAUCUGUAUAUUUGCAUUGAUUUUUGAGUGAGUGUCUGUGAUCUAAGUAUCUGGUUAAAUGAUGUAUUUUAGAAGUUGGUUUGGUUGUAUGUAUGCCCCAGUGCACAUUUGUCUUCAUUAUGGUGAUCCUAAUAAACUGUUCCAGACUACAA